UAAUCCGAAUCUAGGAGGAAAGAAAUUAUGCUUCAGGUUCCUUCUAUAUGGCUUCUUGUUGAGUCUUUGAGUCCAUGGUCAAACCCCAUGGCCUGAGCCAGUCAACAUGGGCGGCUCACCAGCCCCUUGCUUCAAUUGCCUCUCAUUUUCUCAGCAAAUAACAUCACAGCGCUAAACCAGAAAAAAGGAAUUUGAUUAAUAUUAAGUUUAUUUCCUAAUUAACAUUAAUUAAACAAUGUUUUAGAAACAUUACUGUUGGGAAACGUUUCUUCAAAGCUUGGUCUAUGUUCUUAAGUGCAGGCGCUGGUGUUAUUCAACUGACCUUUGUUUUUCUUUGAUGGGUGUUUAAGCAGCUCAUUACUGCUAUGGUAAAACUUUGCUGACAAAGAUGAAGAAGAAGAAGAACCAAGCUUUUUCAUGGCGCUUCACUUUCUUUAUGUUCUUAGUCCUCCUGAUUACAGGCACUGUUGUUGCUGCUGGGGAUUCUUUAGACACGGACAAACAUGUUCUGCUGAAGCUGAAAUCAUACCUGGAAGAACAGAAUCGUGUAAACCGAGGACGGUACUCGGAGUGGGAUACCAGAAACUCAACACCAUGUCAGUGGUACGGUGUCUCAUGUUCCCCUGAUGGCCAAAGAGUCAUUGGUAUAAACCUUUCUGACAACAAUAUUUCCGGGGAUAUGUUCAAUCAAUUCUCGGCCUUAACUGAACUCCGAGAACUCGACCUCUCGGGAAACACCAUCGGUGGAGCGAUUCCAGAGGAUCUGAACCGAUGCAGCAGCCUGGUAUACCUUAACUUAUCACAUAAUAUCCUAGAAGGAGAGCUGAAGUUGACAGGGUUGAAUAGUUUAGAGAAGCUCGAUUUGUCUAUGAAUAGGAGGAUUGAAGGGGAUAUUGAAGUUAGUUUCCCAGCAAUUUGCAAGAGAUUGGUUAUUGCAAACCUUUCAACUAAUAAUUUCAGUGGUACGAUAGAUAAGUGCUUUGAUGAAUGCUGGAAUCUGCAGUAUUUGGAUUUGAGUUCCAAUAAUUUUGUUGGCCAAAUAUGGAGUGGAUUUGCAAGGCUUGUCGAGUAUUCGGUUUCUGAAAAUUCUGUUUCCGGGGCACUUUCGGGAUCAAUGUUCACAAACAAUUGUAGUUUGCAGGUUUUGGACCUUUCAGAAAACAACUUAGAGGGUCAGCUUCCAGGGGAGAUUUCUAACUGCAAGAAUUUGGCUGUGUUGAACUUAUGGGGAAACCAUUUUACGGGGAAAAUUCCAUCGGAGAUCGGAAUGAUUUCAAGUCUGGAAGGCUUGUUCUUGGGGAAAAACAGCUUUUCUAAUGUAAUACCAGAAUCCUUAAUGAACCUCACAAACUUGGCUUUUUUGGAUUUAAGCAAGAACAACUUUGGUGGGAAGAUACAAGAGAUUUUUGGGAGGUUCACACAGGUGAAGUUCCUUUUGUUACACGGAAAUGCAUACACGGGAGGGAUUAUAUCUUCCGGCAUUCUCAAAUUGCCAAAGGUUUCACGUUUAGACCUGAGUUUCAACAACUUCUCUGGUCCUUUACCUAUUGAAAUCUCUGAAAUGAAGAGCUUGAAUUUCUUGACGUUGGCUUACAACCAGUUUACAGGUGGUAUACCACCUGAGUAUGGUAACUUGCCUCAGUUACAAGCCCUUGAUCUCUCCUUCAACCAGCUUACAGGAUCGAUUCCACUAGCCCUUGGAAAACUGAGCACUCUCUUGUGGUUGAUGCUUGCAAACAACUCUCUUACGGGUGACAUUCCACCUGAGAUUGGAAACUGCAGUAGCUUGUUAUGGCUAAACCUUGCCAACAAUCAACUUUCUGGGGAAAUCCCUCCAGAGUUGGCUAAGAUUGGGAGAAAUGCUACCCAAACUUUCGAGUCGAACAGGCUACGAAAUGACCGGAUAAUUCCUGGUUCGGGUGAGUGCUUGUCAAUGAAGAGGUGGAUACCAGCAGAUUAUCCACCUUUCAGUUUUGUGUAUACAAUUCUCACUAAGAAGACUUGCAGAAGCUUAUGGGAUCAGUUGCUUAAAGGACAUGGAAUUUUCCAAGUAUGCACCGCAGGUUCAACAGUGAGGACAGAUCAAAUCUCGGGUUAUUUGCAACUUAGUGGGAAUCAGUUGUCGGGUCAGAUCCCUUUAGAUAUCGGCAUGAUGCAGAAUUUCAGUAUGCUUCACUUUGGUUUCAAUGACCUCAAUGGUAAACUGCCUGCAAACAUCGGACAGUUGCCGCUUGUAGUCCUAAACAUAACCCGAAACCGAUUUUCAGGAGAAAUUCCAGAUGAGAUUGGUAAUAUGAAAUGCUUACUGAAUCUAGAUUUGUCAUUCAAUAACUUUUCUGGCAUAUUUCCAACGAGCUUCAACAACUUGACUGAGCUGAGCAAGUUCAACAUUUCAUACAAUCCGCUCAUUUCUGGUGUAAUUCCGGCAACCGGUCAAUUGGCUACCUUCGAGAAAGAGUCUUACCUCGGGGAUCCGCUUCUCGAUGUUCCGGAUUUUAUCGACAAUGGAACAUCUCGCCCGCAAAAGUACAAUUCAAUGCAUAAAAGAUCUGCCAAGUUGGCUGUGUUCUUGGCGUUGUUAUCUUUGAUACUGGCCUUUUUUGUUUUUGGGGUUCUAACGCUCGUAGCUUGCGUUUUGGUGAAAGGUCCAGAAGAACCACACGGAUAUCUCUUACAGGAUAUUAAAUAUCGACAUGAACUAGCUUCGAGCUCUGGAGGGUCAUCACCAUGGUUAUCGGAUACUGUCAAGGUCAUCCGUUUGGACAAAACAGCUUUCACGCAUGCAGAUAUUUUGAAGGCUACAGGCAAUUUUUCGGAGAACAGGAUUAUCGGAAAGGGAGGAUUUGGAACGGUGUACCGAGGUGUAUUGUCAGAUGGGAGAGAAGUGGCAGUGAAAAAGCUACAACGAGAAGGAAUCCAGGGUGAAAGGGAGUUCCGGGCUGAGAUGGAGGUACUUAGUGGCAAUAGCUUUGGUUGGCCACACCCUAACCUUGUAACACUAUAUGGCUGGUGCCUUGAUGGCUUAGAGAAAAUAUUGGUUUAUGAGUAUAUGGAAGGUGGGAGCCUCGAGGACAUUAUAUCGGAUCGGUUGUGGUUCACAUGGCGGAGAAGGAUUGAUGUGGCGGUUGAUAUUGCAAGAGCAUUAGUGUUCCUACAUCAUGAAUGCUACCCUGCAAUCGUGCAUAGAGAUGUCAAGGCCAGCAAUGUCCUGCUAGAUAAAGAUGGGACCGCAAGAGUCACGGAUUUCGGUUUGGCUAGAUUUGUCGACGUCGGAGAUAGCCAUGUGAGCACUAUCGUAGCAGGAACUAUUGGUUAUGUAGCACCGGAAUACGGGCAAACUUGGCAAGCUACUACAAAAGGUGAUGUGUACAGUUAUGGGGUAUUAGCAAUGGAACUAGCAACUGGAAGGCGAGCAGUGGAUGGAGGGGAAGAAUGCCUGGUUGAAUGGGCCAGACGUAUGAUGGGAAAUGGCCGAAACGGGUUAGGCCGAGCUGUGAUACCGGUUGUGCUUUUCGGAUCAGGGCUAGCUGAUGGUGCGGAGGAGAUGUGCGAGCUGCUUCGAGUCGGGGUCCAAUGCACAGCAGAAGCUCCACAAGCUAGACCAAACAUGAAAGAGGUGCUAGCUAUGCUAAUUAGAAUAACAAGCAGUAACGGUCAAAAUCUCAAGUGUUCAUAGUGUUGGUAUGUGAAAGGGGUAUACAAAAUAGUAAACAGGUUUAAAUACACGUAUAUUUUCAUGUACUGAUUCUUCUUGUAAAGGGAUUUCUCCAUUCAUCAAUGUUGACAAAGAAUGAAAUCAAAUUUUUGUUCCAAGCAA
Messenger RNA from Gossypium raimondii (Peruvian cotton), 3817 nucleotides. Its product is annotated as probable LRR receptor-like serine/threonine-protein kinase At1g74360. Gene Ontology annotation, molecular function: protein kinase activity; ATP binding; protein binding. The record is from RefSeq and is a predicted model, not a curated record. The coding region runs from base 389 to 3676 and encodes 1095 amino acids. Gene Ontology annotation, biological process: protein phosphorylation. The transcript is spliced from 2 exons. NCBI's taxonomy places the organism in Eukaryota, Viridiplantae, Streptophyta, Magnoliopsida, Malvales, Malvaceae.